This is a messenger RNA of Anastrepha ludens (Mexican fruit fly), 5393 nucleotides long. It is a transcript of the gene Vrp1, whose product is annotated as WAS/WASL-interacting protein family member 2. Bases 708 to 3002 code for a protein of 764 amino acids. The transcript is spliced from 9 exons. Gene Ontology annotation, molecular function: actin binding. The record is from RefSeq and is a predicted model, not a curated record. NCBI's taxonomy places the organism in Eukaryota, Metazoa, Arthropoda, Insecta, Diptera, Tephritidae.
UUGUGAUUUUUCAUAUUACCUAUCUUCAUUAUUUCUUAUUUCGACAUCGAGGAGUUUAUAUUGUGUGGAAUAAGUAAACUCUUUUUAUAUCUGCUGUUUCAAACAGGCAAAGAAAUAAGAAAUUUUAAUUACAAAAAGUGUGUUUCAAACAAAAAUAACAGGGAUCCCAAGUAUAAAAAAAAGUAAGGUUUUGGGGGCUGGGUGAUAAAGAGUGGAAAGUGUUGACUCGUCAAUGAAAUAAAAAAAAAAAACAAGUAAUAAACGAAAUGAUGAAAAUGGGCGAAUGUGUUUAAGAUUUGAACAAAUAACAUAUUUUGCAAUGCAAAAGUAAAUCGUAUGUAAGUUUGUUGCACCAAAUGUCUUAAUGUGGGGCUGUGAAAUAUUGUUGCAUUUGUAUGAGAGAAUUAAAUUUAUAAAAAUUAUUCGCAAAUGAUGACGUUUCGUCGCGACGAGUAAUUGAAGCAAGUAGAAUAUUCGGUUAAGAGUUAUAAUUUUGUGUGUGUGCUAAUUUGUCCAGUGUGCGCUGUGCGUUUAAACACAAAGUGUUGAGGGAGGCGAAGUGAAAAAAGUUGAUGAGAAAAUUCAAAAUUCACCUCUUCUAUCUGCAAUCAGCGAGUAUAAAGUAUAAAACUUUAUAAAACAAAUAUUGAUACCACUUCCUACACGCAUCACGCAUCACGAGCUCACACCCUUAUCCUUGUUUCUAGAUGGCUAUUCCACCUCCUCCGGGUCCACCCCCGCCACCAGGUCCACCACCGCCUCCGGCAAUGGGAGGCCUAAAGUUAGGUGGUGCCGGUGGCGGAGAUGCGCGUUCAGCACUCCUACAAUCGAUACAAAAGGGCACUAAACUAAAAAAGACAACGACAGUUGAUAAAAGCGGACCAGCCCUGUCAGGAAAGAUUUGCGAUUCAACGUCAUCCGCAACGAGUUCACCGAAACGAAUACACAACAAUAACAACAACAAUACAAGCAAUAGUAAUAACAAUAAUGUAGGCAAUGGCGCACCAAAACUGGGUGGCCUAUUCGAAGGGCUGACCUCAAUGCCCAAACUGAAGCCAGUCAAUGGCAGUAGUCGUGCACAAGCACCGGCAGUUCCAACAGCGUCCACGGACUCAUCUGCAGCGAGUAGACGCAACGACACAUCACCACCUGCAAAUGCCAGCAGUGGCAACGGCAACAGCUGUAAUGGUCCAUUAGAUUUCAAUGCUGAACUAACAAAGCAUCUGACACUGAAGCGACAGAAGCAGCAGCUGCAACAGCCAGUCAAUGCGACAGAGGCGAAUUUACGCACAAAUCGUGGACCACCACCUCAGCCGCCAUCGACGCCUCCGAAAAAUCUUUCAACGAGCGCCUCCGACUCAGUGUUGGAGAAAACGAGAAAUGCCAGCGCGUCGUCUGGCGUCGUACGCGCUAGUCCGUUGGCGACAAAUCACAACAACAGCAAAGCAUCAUCACCUACGCUUUCGGAGAGUAGCAAUGGCAGUAACAAAAAAAUCGCUGCCAUCACAAGUAAUAGCAGCAGCAAUAGCAUCAAAAGUAAAGCGGCCAGCUUGAAUUUAUCGUUAGGAAAAUCAAAUUCCAAUUUUGUAAAUAAUAAAAGUAGUAUGUUUAAUACAAACUCUUCUUCAACAACUACAACAACCACGCAAUCAACGACCUCUUACAAUUCUACCAACAACAUAACAACCACAAAAACAUCAACAACUACAAAUAACAAUUUAAACAACAAAAGCAGCCUGAACAUCACACUGUCCAAAACACAAUUCCAAAAGCAGCAAACUUCGCCCGCACCCAGCCGAGGCAGCAUCCUACCGAACAAAUCAUCCUUAUUUGGCACAAACGGCGUUAGUAGUGCGGCAGGUGCUGCAGCGUCGUCGGGUAGCACCAAUUCCCUCGCUACGCCUACCCCAACAUCCUCGCCGGCUAAUAAGUCGCCGACGCCUAGUAUGAAGCCGGUACCGAAUCAUGGCAAACCGAAUUUUGCGCCCAAACCGCCAGGAUUGCAUCAAUUGGCAUUGGCGAGCAGUCAGCGACCGACAGUGUCCCGUCAUCACAGCAUGAAGUCCCCAAGAUCACCGCCAAUUACAACGGCAGGUGCGCCUCUAUUUCCAACUCAACAACACUUUGGCACAAUGCGCGCACCACUUUCUCAACUGUGUCAGUCGCAAGAAGCUAUAAAUAAUAGUGGUUUGCGCAUGGCACCGAAUCCACCAAUUGGUCGCCCUACAGUGGCGCCACCCAAACCGCCAUCAGUGAAACCACCACCACCGCCCACACCAGCGCGCAGUGUCUCCAAUUCCAAUUUGAAUAGUAUUGUAGGACAAAAUACAUCCGCAUCAGCUGGCACUGGGUCGACUCCAUAUAGCGCUGUGAAUACUACACUUAUCUCUUCCGUAACCAGCAAUUACACUUCGCCACCCACCACGCAGCCACCUUCCAAUUCUUCUUCUUCCAGCAGUGUAUCCGCAUUGCGUGAUCAAUUCCGUAGCGCUACAAAUGCGACUCCACCACCGCCGCCACCCACGGCCGCCACUGCGGCCAAUGCGAAGUCAAUAGGCGGAAGUCAAGGUGGUCCAGGUAGCCCCGGUAGCAGGCAAUCGUUGAGUCGUGAAAAGGCGAUAAAGCCAAUCAUAUUGAAUGGUGGACCAUUGAAUGCGCCUCCACUGCCACCGCAUCGGACAUGUCCAGCGCCACCACCACCGCAGCGACAAACUAGUAAUCAGACUGGCAACAGCGCGCCACCAGUGCCGCCACAACGACACUCCUCAAUACGCGCCAGUGCACCUGUAACACCGCCAACAAUCAGCAACAACAAUAUGCCCAUGUUCGGUAACAAUGCUGGUAGUCUGGCGCACGCCAAUUCAGUCAGCCGUUUGGUCACCGAUUUGGAAUCGAGAUUUGGCAAACGCUUCCACAAUGUCACCGAAUUUCCAAAACCGCCACCGUUUGUGGACAUCAAUAUAGUGUACUCGAGUCGAGCGGCCAAAGCGAAUGGUAUGUAAAUGUGUAGGAGAUGGCAAAGAUGAGAAUAGCGCUGAGAAAGAGAGCAAACAUACAUAAAUGAAAAUGAAUACAAAAUGGGCCAGCUGGCUGGAAGCAUGCGGGCAGACAGUCAGGCCAGGUCAAAGCAUUGACCAUGAAAUUGAAUAUGAAAUAAGCGUAAAUGCGUACAAGUAAAUUGCGAUUAUGUGAAUGCAUACGUUGUAGUAGUUUAGAGCGUGCAAUUGUGCCCAACGCCAGCAGUAACCUUUCCUCAUCACUUUUAACUCUACGAACAAGUACACUUUGUUUUCUCCUUUUUUUGUGGUUGUUUUGUUUUUCAAAACACUUUAAGUUACUUAUGGAAUGCGUAUGCGAAUGCUGUGUAUGGAAUGCGGUUGAAGAUUACUUCUUUUUAUUAUUAUUAAUUAACAUAUUUUAAGUUCAAACUAUAUACAUACAUACAUACAUAUGUAAAAGCAGCAUUUUGUAUGAGUUUUUCUCUCAUUUAAAUUAUCUAAUUUUUUAUAACAAACGGAAAAAUGAAAAUAUAAAUAAGUAUUUUGAUUGUUGAGUAGAAAAUGGCAAUUAAAAAAUACCAAAAAUCUGUCUCCGUAUCGAAAUAAAAUAAUGUAAUGCUAUUUAUUUUUCUAAAAUAUUUUGAAUUGCCACAUAUACCUACAUACGUGUUUUCGAUUCACGUAAUUCUAAAAAUAAAUUUUUGAAUCAAAAUUCUUUCCAAUACAAAGAGUGUACUGGAUUCGGCCCUUGCACUUUGCAUUGGUACUAUUUUUCUACUCAACGAUUUUUGCACGCAAAUUUGCAAAUAUUUUUAAUGAAAUUUUAGCAAUAGAAUAUUAAGCAGAAGAAAAGCAAAAUUUUUGCAUAGAAUGAAAUAAAAUUUUGAAUAAAAACAAAGAAAAUUAAAAAUAAAACUAAUGCACACUAACUUUACUAAACACACACACACAUAUGCGAAAAUAUGUUAAAUAAACGAGGCAUAGCCUUGAAAAAUGUCGUAAGCGCCACUUUUCGAAAAACUACGCAUUCUUAGAGUAGCGCAUGUAUGUAUAUACAAUAUAAACAAUAUGUAUGUAGUACAUGAAAUGAAAGGUCCCAAAGCAGGAAAGGAAAACAUAAAUGUCGUGCUCCAAAAUAUUAGGUAUUUUUCGGAAUAAUCUGCUUUGCGAGCAAUGCUUUUAACCCAGCGUUUCUUCAACAUUUUAAUACCUCAAAGAAAAAGAAUUGUCAAAGUCCGUAAAAUGGGUUCCUCUCUCGGCAAAUGAGCUCAGUAUUCGGCAUGAAUUUUUUCACGUGUGGAAUCUCUACGUGCUUGGAAAUAAACGAUAGUCGCUAAGAGUCAAUUCUGGAUAGCAUAGUGGAUAGUGAAUCAGUUCGCAUCGCAAUUCUCUCAAUUUGGUCAUCGCUUUCAUCUAUGAAUGCGCCGCUGGGUUGCCGUGGCGGAACAGCACUUUCUUGUUUGCUAGUUGCUAGACUGCUCUAACAAAAUCGGCUAUAAUUCGAAGCCCUUCAAAGCAUUGCGCACAAAAAUUUGAAUUUAACAGCGCUGUUGCUUUGCGCGACCGAGGACUUUUCAUUUCAUGUGGUAUGCAAAAUAGCUGUUUCAUAUAAUGUUUGUUGUACGAAAGCAAACAUGUAGAAGAAAUAAAUGUUUGCUUAAAUAUUUCAAUGCCUUACAAAAUAUAUCUGUAAGUCGAGUCACAUUUUCGCUUGAAAGCUACAAUAAUGAAUUAUUUCAUUACCCUCACUUUCAUCGAAAUGUUUUAUUCUUCCACGCAAAUGUGAGUCGACCUAAAUACAGAUAUAUGCGUGAUAAUAAGGAUGUUGCGCUUACAGCACUAUUCAAUGCGACACCUUUAAAAUAUCUACGCUGAAAAGCAGGAGAGUGCAAGUCAGCGAUCAGCAGUUAUUGUUAACAUUUGCUUAGUUAGCUCAGCAUAUGAGUAGUAUUUGAAUUUUAUUCUGUAGUUUUUUCGAUGAAUUCUGUAGUCUUUUUUUUUUAAUUUUAAAUAGUCAUUUAAUUAGGGAAAUUAUGAAAUGGAGAAAUGUACUAAAUAUAUUAAUUUAACUUAUUGAUAAAACCAACUAAUUACAAAUAGUCGAGUUGAUGAGAGCGUCUUUGGUGCGAUGCGUGUGUCAAAAACAACAAAAACACACAUAAUGUGUAGCAUAUCAAAGCACAAAUAUUGAGCGCCAAAAGCAGGCUACUCAAAGUAGCGGCGUUGCAGGCAAAGUGCAUGCAGCAGUGAGAUUUUGAUGUUAAUGAAACUUUAUGCAGCCAACUACUUUCAAUUGUGAUAUACCGGCGAAGCUACCUACCCUAGUUAUGCGGCAUUAAAAAAAAUAAACUAUGCAGCAAUAAAAAGCACAAAAUCUAUGCAGCAAUAAAAAAA